Messenger RNA from Aureobasidium musti, 228 nucleotides. NCBI's taxonomy places the organism in Eukaryota, Fungi, Ascomycota, Dothideomycetes, Dothideales, Saccotheciaceae. The record is from the annotation of a GenBank genome assembly.
AUGGCAAAUACGAUUCCACAACCCGAACCCUUCGUAAUCCAGACCUCGCGUCUGAUCCUUGUGCCCUCUGUCUUCGCGAUCCAAAACCCCGCUCACAGGAAGUUGUACUCACAGCUGCACGGUACACCCGAGUUCACAGAGAUGGCCUUUGGUCCCGACUGGGGAAUCAGAUGCUGGGACGACAAGGCCAUCACUUUCAUCAUCCACCGCGAGAUCGACAGAUCCUGA